AUGAGGUCUGCUGUCAUUCUCGCCCUUUCGGGAUCAUCCCUUGCUCUGCCCUUUGGCGGUACCAUGAACGCCAUGUUUGGUGCUAAGGAGGCCCGUGAGGCUCCUGCACCAGAGAACAUGCCCAACUUCCCAGGUGCUGGUCUCCCAGCUCCUACUGGAACUGGAGUACCUGCUUUCCCUAUGCCCACUGGAGGUUUCCCCGGUGGUUCCCCAGGAGGCCAGCCUGGAGGUCAACCAGGUGGUGGCUUCCCCGGCUUCCCUGGAGGCCAACCAGGAGGUCAGCCCGGAGGUCAGCCUGGUGGGGGUUUCCCUGGAGGCCAGCCUGGUGGUGGCUUUCCCGGUUUCCCUGGAGGCAAGCCUGGUGGUGGCUUCCCCGGUUUUCCUGGAGGCCAGCCCGGUGGUCAGCCCGGAGGCAAGCCUGGUGGUGGCUUCCCUGGUUUCCCUGGCUUCCAAGGAGGCAAGCCCCCAACCGUAAAGAGGCUCGCAGUCAACUACGGCCUCGCUCCCCACCUACACAAGAGGGGAGAGGCCGCUACUCCUUCUCUUCCAGAAUUCCAACUUCUUUCCAAGGAUGGCAGUGCUGCUCCAGCUGCAAGCGCACCGGCUACAGGUUCUCCUGCUGAAGGUGGCUCUCCAUAUGGCGAUGAGCCCGCUGGAGGUGCCCCAACUGAGGGUGCCCCAGAAUCCGGUGCUCCUACUGAAGGUGCUCCAACUGAGGGUACCCCCACUGAGGGCGCCCCUGAGGCUGGUGCUCCCGGUGCCGGUGCUCCUACUGAGGGUGCCCCAGAAUAUGGCGCUCCCGGUGCCGGUGCUCCCACUGAGGGUGCCCCAGAAUCUGGCGCUCCUACCGAGGGUGCCCCAGAAUCUGGCGCUCCUACCGAGGGCGCUCCCGGAUCUGGCGCUCCUACUGAGGGCGCUCCUGAAUCUGGUGCUCCUACUGAGGGUGCCCCAGAAUCUGGCGCUCCUACCGAGGGAGCUCCUGAAUCUGGUGCUCCAGAAUACGGUGCUCCAGGUGCUGGUGCUCCCGGAGCCGGUGCCCCAGGCGCCCCCGGUGCAGGAACUCCCCCAUUCCCUCUCCCCACCGGUGCCCUUCCUCCUUUCCCCAUGCCCACUGGCGCUCUUCCCUCCUUCCCCAUGCCCACCGGCGGUUUCCCCGGCGGCCCAGCCGGACCAGGUGGUAACGCUCCCUACCCCGGUGCUCCCAGCGGUCCCGGAGGCGAGGGCGAGGACGGCAAGCCUGGUCCCGGUGGAUUUUUCGAGUGGCUCAGCGGUCUCUUGGGUAAGGGCAAGGGCGAGGGUGCUGGUCAAGGCCAGGGUGAGGGAAAAGGCGAUGGCGAGUCCAAGGGCGACUAUUAA
Messenger RNA from Bipolaris sorokiniana ND90Pr, 1356 nucleotides. RefSeq lists its product as uncharacterized. The record is from RefSeq and is a predicted model, not a curated record. The transcript has 2 exons. Bases 1 to 1356 code for a protein of 451 amino acids. NCBI's taxonomy places the organism in Eukaryota, Fungi, Ascomycota, Dothideomycetes, Pleosporales, Pleosporaceae.